This is a messenger RNA of Dendronephthya gigantea, 1920 nucleotides long. RefSeq lists its product as uncharacterized. NCBI's taxonomy places the organism in Eukaryota, Metazoa, Cnidaria, Anthozoa, Malacalcyonacea, Nephtheidae. The record is from RefSeq and is a predicted model, not a curated record. The transcript is spliced from 2 exons. The coding region runs from base 1 to 1920 and encodes 639 amino acids.
AUGGCCGAGUUAGCGGGUUUACCCGUUCCAAAGAUGGAUUGGCAUUCAUCGGACGCGCCUCAAGCCUUUAAGAAGUUUAAAGCACUUUGUGAGUUGUAUUUCGCCGGUCCACGUAAGGGUAAAAGCGAAGCAGAGCAAAUCAGCUAUUUGUUGAUUUGGUCGGGCGAAGAAGGCAUUGAACUCGUCUCAACGUGGUCUCUUUCUGAAGACGAAAAGAAGAAAAUAGACACAUACUGGACAAGAUUUGAGAGCUAUGUAUCUCUGAAGAGCAAUUUUCGAUUGGCAAGAUAUAAGCUAUUAAGAGUUAUGAUGCAAGAAAAAGAUGGAACUGUUGAUGCGUUUCUUAAAAGAAUACGAAUCGUGGUUAGUGAGUGCAAAUUUGCCAACACUGAUGAACAGAUUUUUGAUGCCCUCGUGUUUGGAUCUAACGGUCAGCGUGUUCAAUCAAAGCUACUUGAAUAUGAUGAGACACUUGCUCUCAAUAAGGCUAUCGAUAUCGCGAGAACCGAGGAGGCAACGUCUUCACAACUUCAAGAUAUCAGAGGAGAAAAGUCAGUAAACGCGUUACAGCAGAAUAAUAAUAACAAGCGAUUUAUACAGAAUAAGCGUAGGCAGUGGAAAGAUGUCUGUGGCAACUGUGGAGGCAAGCAUGACCUAUCGCGAAAGUCAUCGUGUCCAGCUCAAGGAACUAAAUGUCGAGAGUGCGGCAUGUUAAAUCAUUGGCGGGAAAUGUGUCGUUCCAGUAAGCCAUCGGACUCAAAAGACAAACAAGAACGUAAAAAUCAGGACGAUCUGACCGAUCUGUUAAUGCUAUCAAGGAAGAAGAGUUACGGCCCUGCUUUUGGUGGUCAGGCAAUAGAGCACUUUGGAACAUGCAAGCUCGCUUUGUCACACAACGAUCGUUCCGGUUUGUAUUCAUUCCAUGUUGUGAACACUACUGGUCCUACGAUACUUGGGUUAUCAACCUGCACUGAUAUGAAGCUAGUGACCCUGAACUACAGCCUACAAUGUGCAUCUACUGGCAAUGCAAGCCACGGUGGCAAUUCGGAGGCCAAAGCAAAUCUACUAACGCAGUAUGCGGAUUGUUUUGAAGGGAUCGGUUGUUUUCAAGGAGAAUAUCACAUCACCCUAGGUCCAGCAGUUUGUCUAGUUAUCUAUCCUCCAAGACGGGUGCCAGAAGCGUUACGAGAGCCCUUAAAGAAAGAGCUUGAAUCACUCGUAAGUCAAGGAAUCAUAGCCAGAGUCGAUGAACCAACUGAUUGGGUGAAUUCUUUGGUGUGCGUGACGAAAAGUAAUGAUUCCCUGCGAUUGUGCCUGGACCCCAAGGAUCUCAACUGUGCGACCAAGCGACCACAUCAUUGUACGCCUACACUUGAUGAAAUAUUACUAAAGUUGAAUGGUGCAAAGUACUUCUCCAUAGUUGACGCUCGUAGCGGAUAUUGGAACAUUCAACUUGAUCAUGAAAGUUCGGUAUACACUACGUUUUAUACACCCCAUGGGAGAUAUCGGUUUCUGAGAUUACCAUUUGGAUUGAUCUGCGCCCAGGACAUUUUCCAGAAGAAAGUUGAUGAAGCGUUUGGUGAUCUACCUGGAGUUGCUGGUAUAGCGGAUGACAUUAUCGUAUUUGGUUUUAAGGAAGAUCGUAGUGAUCAUGAUUCCAAUCUAAAAGCUGUUAUGAAGCAAGCUCGGGAAACUGGUGUCAAGUUUAAUCCAGAGAAGUGUAAGAUAGGAUGCACUGAACUGCCUUUUUUUGGGCAUAUCAUCUGCGCUGAUGGUCUAAAGAUGGACCCUAGAAAGACACAAGCAUUUGUCAAUAUGGAUCCUUCAAAAAGCUUAGCAGACCUCCAGACCUUUCUUGGCAUGAUCCAGUAUCUUAGUCGUUUCAUUCCAAACCUGGCCUCAGUUUCAGCUAAUCUUUAA